Aegilops tauschii subsp. strangulata is the source of this 486-nucleotide messenger RNA. RefSeq lists its product as uncharacterized. The record is from RefSeq and is a predicted model, not a curated record. NCBI's taxonomy places the organism in Eukaryota, Viridiplantae, Streptophyta, Magnoliopsida, Poales, Poaceae.
AUGACCAAGCUCGGCCUCGAGGCCAAAGACCUGGAGCCAACCCAGACGAUCUUCCACGGUAUCGUUCCCGACCUCUCCUGCUCUCCGAUCGGCCAGAUCCGGCUCAACGUCCUCGCGUACCACGCGCUGCUGGGCCGGCCCGCACUCGCCAAGUUUAUGGCGGUCCCCCACUAUGCCUACCUGAAGAUGAAGUUGCCGGGACCGAAGGGCCUCAUCACCAUCACCGGCGACUACCGCAAGUCCCUGGAGAGCGCCCGAGACGGCGGCAAACUGGCCGAGUCACUGGUCAUAGCCGAGGAGCGGCGCCAGCUCGACCGGAUCUUCGCCCUGGCCAACGAGACGUCGGCCGUGCCGAUCUUGGCCGAGGAGCCGGCCGACGAGGCCUCGUUCAAGCCCUCCAAGGAGACCAAGAAAGUAAAGCUGCACCCGGAAGACCCCAGCUGCAGCAAGUACGUUGUCGUAGGCACCUGCCUCGACAGCAAAUAG